CAUCUACUUCCGCUAGUUAUCCUAUCCUACGACACAACCUCCGAAUAUUUCCACUUUAUUCCCCUCCGGCCCUCCUUUUACUUGCACUAUUUUUUUUUAAAUCUUAUAAUUGUUUCCAUUGUUACUUUUUAAUCUUAUAAUGUUAAUAAUCUAUCGGUGGAAAAGCUAUUUACGGUCUUUUUAAUUUGUUAAAAAAAUCGUCCAUACGUCUACUUCCGGGAGAUGGACCUGCCCCUGAGGUACUUUUUACAUGAGUCAUUUUUGUGUAAUUGGAACUGUUUAGCUGUGUUACACGGGGGAUUUCAUAUUUAAUCACCCGUAAUAUGUUAUAAAAUUAUAUUACACGUCGUCGAGUGAAAAGCAAAAUCUACAAAUUCACGUGUGUCAAUUUUAAACCUCCUCUGCUUCCGCCAGUUAGCCCCGGCCUCUUGACGUACCUUCCUGUAAACAGAGCAGCUGUAUCGCGUUUUUGUUGUUUUUCUCCGUGCCACGUCCCUUCCAACUUCUUCACGUCGGGGGACGAUGGCCCAGGCGGGGGUGGUCCUGGACCAGGACCAGUUCACCUGCUCUGUGUGUCUUGAUGUCCUGCGAGAGCCGGUGACCAUCCCGUGCGGCCACAGCUACUGCUCCGACUGCAUCCGCAACUACUGGGACCAAGACGAAUACCUCGGCGUGUUCAUGUGCCCUCAGUGCCGACAAAGCUUCAGCCCGAGGCCGGCCCUGGCCCGCAGCACCUUGCUAGCCGACGUCGUGGAUCGAUUCAAGCGAAGCGGACUCCAGGAGGUCCUGGCAGGCGGAGGGGGGCAACAACAACAACAACAAAGCCUGGCGGAGGCCAGCGACGUGGAGUGCGACGUGUGCCCCGAAAGGAAGAACAAGGCGGUCAGCUCGUGCCUGGUGUGCCUGGCGUCGUAUUGCCAGCUGCACGUCCGGCCGCACCAUGAAUCGGCCGUGUUCAAAAAGCACAAGCUGGUGUCGGCCUCCAAGAGGCUCCAGGAGAGCGUGUGCCCGCGUCACGAUAAGCUGCUGGAGGUCUACUGCCGCACGGAUAAGCAGUGCAUCUGCUCCAUGUGCCUGACGGAUGAACACAAGGGACACGAUACGGUGCUGGUCGAGGUGGAAAUAGAACUGCAGAAGAGACAGCUUGCUGAGAUGAAGCUGGGCUCGCAGCAGAGCAUUCAGCAACAAGAAAAGGCGGCUCAGAAGCUGAGACAAACUAUCUUCUCUCUCAAUCAUUCAGCUCGGCUGGCGGCCGAGACGAGCGACAGCGUCUUCAGCGACCUUGUCCGCUGUGUGGAGUUGAAGCGCUUCGAGGUGCGCGAGCUAAUCAAGGCCCAGCAGAAGCAGGUGGUGAGUCAGGCGCAGCACAUUCUGGAGACGAUCCACAAGGAGGUCGCCGAGCAGAAGAGGCGAGAGGCCGAACUUGACCGGCUGGCCCUCGCCGAUGACCACCUGCAAUUCCUUCAGAGCUGUCAGUCCCUGGAUGCUUUGCCACCUGCAUCGUCUACUAUGCCUGCCAUCGCCACGGAGCCCGCCCUGACGUUUGACGCUGCCACAAAAGCCGUCUGCGACUUUAAAGAGCUCUUGCAAGAGGUUUGCCAGGAUGGAUUUGUCAGCAUCUAUGAGAAAGUGAGAGAAGUGGUGAUCAGUGCUCCGUCCAACCUGCCCGUCCACGCGACCACGCCCUCGGCCGGCUCGACCACGCCCUCGGCCGACGUCCAGCCCGCUGACAAAAUGGAGGAGGCCGAGUUCCUGUCACCUGGCCUGGACCAAAGCUGCGUAAGCCCCCUCAACCCUUUCCUGAACCCAGGACCUCCUGUACCCAUGUUUGUGUUCUCAUCUUCUGGCUCCAAAAUGUCUUCAGCCUCCAGGCAUCGGCACCUCCAGCGCCGCCCCCAAGCCAGAAAGAAAGCCACGCCCAUUUUGAACCCUCAAGGGAGUAAGAUGGCGGCAGGUGCGGCGGCGACUACCUCCACUAUAUCCGUGGAACAGGACCAGUUCACCUGUUCGGUAUGUCUGGAGGUUUUGCGGGACCCGGUGACCAUCCCCUGCGGCCACAGCUAUUGCCUGAGCUGCAUCGAGGACUACUGGAGUAGAGUCAAGCCGCAGAAAGCCCCCCAAUAUAGCUGCCCGCAGUGCCGCCUGGAGUUCAAGCCCAGACCGCUGCUCAAUCGCAACACCGUUUUGGGAGAUCUGGUGGAGAAGUUCCUACAGAGCGGAGGCCAAGAGCAGCCGGCCGACGAGCGCCUCCGUGGGGGACGGGGACACGGCGUGGUGGUGGCUCCAAAGAUUCACAACGAGUCCGGUGUUGUCAGAGAGAAGUUGUGCCCGCAGCAUCAAAGGCCAGUGAGGAGCUACUGCCGCGCAGACCAUCAGGGCGUGUGCUCGCGCUGCCUCAAAGGCCAACACAAGAACCACGACACAGUUCGGCUGGCGGACGAGCGGGUAGCACAACAGAAAAAACUUCAAGAAGCAUCUUUGAAGUGCACGCAGAACAUCAAGGACGUGGAGAAAGAGCUUCGCUAUGUGGUCAGAUACAUCAAACACGCCACUGAGGCAGCCGAGGAGGAGAGCGACAGGGUCUUCUCCAAGCUGCUCCGCGCCAUCGAGAAGCAGCGCUGCGACGUGCAGGAGGCCAUCCGAGGGCGCGAGCGGGCGGCUCUGGCGCAGACGGAGCAGCUGUUGGAGAAGCUGGAACGCGAGACGGCCGAGGUGCGGAGGAGCGAGGCCGAGCUGGAGAAACUCUGCCGGAGCGAUGACCACCUCCACUUCCUUCAGAAGUGCAAAGCCCUUCAUUUCCCAUCCAAACGAGUGCAGAUGCCCAACACGGACACGUUCCCGUACUUGAUGUAUAAAACCAUGCGAGGAGGUCUAGCGGAGCUGCGAGACGGUCUGGACGAAAGCCUCCAGAGAGAAUUUGACAGAAUCUCCGAUAAAGUGGUUUCACUCAAGGAAACCAGCGUUCCAAAUGAAAAGACGAAAGUAACAAUCGAUGCUCACAUACUAUAUGACUCAGAACCAAAGACGAGAGAGGAAUUUUUACACUACUACCAGGACUUAACCCUGGACCCCAACACAGCCAAUCCUUACCUGAGCUUGUCCGAGGGCCACCGGGCGGCGACCACGCGUUCCGAGGCGCAGCCGUACCCGGAGCACCCGGAGCGCUUCAGCAGCUGGGCGCAGGUACUGUGUCGCGCCGGCAUGGCGGGUCGCUGCUACUGGGAGGUGGCGUGGGCCGGCAAGGGCGGGGCAUCCGUCGGCGUGUGCUACCGCAGCAUGAGCAGGAGCGGCGGAGGCAGCGACAGCAAGUUGGGCCACAACGCCAAAUCCUGGAGCCUGGACUGCUCCGACGCCGCGUGCACUUUCCGCCACAACAAGCAGAGCCUGAGCGUGGCCGCGCCGUGCGGGAACAGGAUAGGAGUGUAUCUGGACUUCAGGGCCGGCGUUUUGUCCUUCUACAAUGUUUCCGAGGGCAUGCUUCUGCUUCACGGCGCCCACGCUAGCUUCAGUCAGCCGGUGUUCCCGGGAUUUUGGGUGGGGUUGGGAUCGACUCUGAAGCUGUGCUCUCUGUAAUUGUGAAGCCUAAAUGCUGCUCACUUCAUCAGGUAUAUAUUCUAUACACGGUUUAUUAUUAGUAGAUAUACCAAAAAGUUACUUUUU
Messenger RNA from Hippocampus comes (tiger tail seahorse), 3660 nucleotides. Its product is annotated as E3 ubiquitin/ISG15 ligase TRIM25-like. The transcript is spliced from 15 exons. Lineage: Eukaryota; Metazoa; Chordata; Actinopteri; Syngnathiformes; Syngnathidae. The record is from RefSeq and is a predicted model, not a curated record. Gene Ontology annotation, molecular function: protein binding; zinc ion binding. Bases 523 to 3573 code for a protein of 1016 amino acids.